CUAUGUGUGUGUAUAUGUGUGUGUGACAUUUUCCUUUCAAAAACUUCAUUAAUCAAGGACCCAUGCUCACCAUUCAUUCAAACCUCAAGCUAUGGCACCCAAUUUCUCCAACCAACCUAGAAACCUCCCCUUCAUUCCCAUUCAAAACCAAAAGCCUCCCUUCAACUACAAAAAUAUCAAACACCUUCCAUGAAAACAACCAAACAGAAGAGACCUCAGCAGGCAAAAUCAAACGCUUGGUUCUCACCCAACAAGGCAGAACCAAACUUGACGCCUACCCUGACAGACAAUUCUAUGCCUACCCGCGUUUUGUGACCCAUGUGGAUGACAACUUCAUCUCCUCAUUGACCAACCUUUACAGAGAAUUGUUACAACCUAAUAUGGAGAUUCUUGAUCUUAUGAGCUCAUGGGUUAGCCAUUUACCUAAAGAGGUCAAGUACAAGAGAGUGGUGGGGCAUGGACUCAAUGCUCAGGAGCUCGCGAAGAACCCGAGGCUGGACUAUUUCUUUGUCAAGGAUCUCAAUCUGGAUCAAAAGCUUGAAUGUGAGAGUUGCAGUUUUGAUGCUGUUUUGUGCACAGUUAGUGUUCAGUACCUUCAACAGCCUGAAAAGGUAUUUGCUGAGGUGUUUCGGGUGCUAAGGCCUGGUGGUGUAUUCAUUGUUAGCUUCAGCAACCGAAUGUUCUAUGAAAAAGCCAUUAGUACAUGGAGAGAUGGGACUGCAUACAGUCGAGUACAACUGGUCAUGCAGUACUUCCAAUGCGUUGAAGGAUUCGCGCAACCAGAAAUUAUUCGGAAGUUACCAUCUGCUGGUGGUGCUCAAGAGGACAAAUCGCCUUUUGGUGGGAUUAUGAAGUUGCUGGGACUGUUGUCUGGUUCAGAUCCUUUUUAUGCAGUGAUAGCUUACAAGAACUUCAAACCUAUAUAUGAUUGAAUUUCCUCUUUUAGAACAUUUGUGUUCACAUAUGUAUCUGCCAGCAGUAAAGGAUCACCUCUAAAGCUUCACACCCCAUGUCGCUGCAACUAACAAUUGCUUCCAGGUUCUCCUGAGAGUAGAAUUCUAGGAAGAGUGGCGCCGUAAGAGUCUGGUUAUGCAAAUGGAGAGGUUGAUCAUGUCUAGGUGGUGCAGUAGACGUGUGUACAAAGAAAGUACUAUAUAUAUCUUAUGUAUCUCAUUUUAGUUUGAGAAGGUUGCUUGUGAUUUUUCAGUGAGUGUGGUGGUGGAUUUAUGGUAGUGAAGAGCAAUUUAUGCUCAACUUUCUCUGCUCUUGAACAGUAUAAUGUAAUGAAAUGAAAUGUUAUGUAGGCAUUAUCAUGUAAUGAAAUGUUUGUUGAAUUUGAAAA
Messenger RNA from Cornus florida, 1342 nucleotides. RefSeq lists its product as uncharacterized. The transcript has 2 exons. Gene Ontology annotation, molecular function: S-adenosylmethionine-dependent methyltransferase activity. The record is from RefSeq and is a predicted model, not a curated record. NCBI's taxonomy places the organism in Eukaryota, Viridiplantae, Streptophyta, Magnoliopsida, Cornales, Cornaceae. The coding region runs from base 63 to 932 and encodes 289 amino acids.